Endocarpon pusillum Z07020 is the source of this 2100-nucleotide messenger RNA. RefSeq lists its product as uncharacterized. Gene Ontology annotation, cellular component: mitochondrial ribosome; mitochondrial large ribosomal subunit. Gene Ontology annotation, molecular function: structural constituent of ribosome. The coding region runs from base 1 to 2100 and encodes 699 amino acids. Gene Ontology annotation, biological process: mitochondrial translation. The transcript is spliced from 4 exons. The record is from RefSeq and is a predicted model, not a curated record. Lineage: Eukaryota; Fungi; Ascomycota; Eurotiomycetes; Verrucariales; Verrucariaceae.
AUGGAUCAGAUACCAGCUCUUGUGAACAGCUGCGCAUCGGCUUCAGUCUAUAACGAGACCAACAAUACCUCUAACGUGAUGGCUCCCUCCGAGGAGUUGCCCAACUCAGCCAGCAAGGACCAGGCACCAACUCUAGUGAAACGCUUCGCAUCACUUUCGGUCUCCGAUGAUGGCGACACUACCUCAACCACUUCUGAGGCGAAAUCUCCAAACCUUGAUACUCUACCAAAUGAGCUCUUAGACAAGAUCUUCGAGGAAUCUCUUGAAUUGAACAUGACCCUCACAAGUACCAUAAUCGCCGCAAAACUAUCACGCCGCAGGCGCCUUGCAAGGAGCCUUACUCUCUUGUCUUUCUGUCCCAGCGAUGUUGCGAACAAUUUGAAUCUGAAUCCAGUGCCAAUCUGCGGCCCAUUAGGCCUGAGUCACCCAUUGACAGAAGAUGAUCGAAGAGUCUUGCAAAGACAUGUUCUCAAUGGCGAUUGGCUGACCGUCAACAUGCUCAAGCUGGCUGUCGGAGAGAUUCAUGAAGCAUACAUUCAAAAGCAUUGGGUUGACGCCGGUAUCGAGACCAAGCCGUCGUAUAUAAGAGCCUUCGAAGAACGCUGGCUCGCUAGCAACGGUGUGAUGGAACGAAAGCUGGAACUUUGUGGAGUUGACGCAUUCCGUGAAGACGUGUCUUUCGUCAUUGAAGACCCCUUCGUCAUCGAAUUGAACAGUGUCGAAGAACUCGACAGCGACCAGUACGAUGCUUUCGACGUACUCCAGGUGGUCGUUGUCUCUGACAGGCUUCUCGCCCCGCCUAUCACGGAUUCCAAGCUAGAGUUACUGUAUUUCCUGUGGAGGAGCCAGUCUGCGACGGCAAGAUGGCAGAUGACCUUCUCAGAAUCCGUAAUGCGACAGGCUGUACAACACGCCAUCUCGACCGGCGACCCUGACUGUACGUGCCUGCUGGUGGACAUCAUGUCACACAGCACCCCAGACGGCAGCUCAUCGUCCGUCAAAGUCGAAGACUUUCUCACAGCUGCAAAGUACAACCAGGCGCGCAUCUUGCAAACCUUGAUGGAGUUCGAUAGCAGAGACUUCCCAAGGACCGAUCCGAGUAUGAAGCGCUGGGCGCGUGCAGCGAGAAACAAAGGUGAUGGAUUUGGUGCGAUCGUACUAGAGUUCAUGCGAGCACAGAAUGUUCAGCCUGGCCGGCACUCCUUCAGCACCUUCUUGUUUCGCUCAGGCUAUGUACCCUACAAUUUCCCGCUGUGGAAUGCAGUACUAGAUAUGACCAAUGUUCUCGCUGGAGCUACCAUUUUCAAUUCCUCCACACCACAACCAACCACAACGCACAACCUCCACCAUGGCCAGCCACUCCGUGCUCAGGCUCUCGCGCUCCGCCCAAAUGGACUCAAGAUUCAUGCCACCCGUCUUCCUCGCGCCAGCCCUCCAACCCUUCCUCUAUCUCACCACCUCCAACACCGCAUCCCCAACCUCUCACCACCACCACCACCAACACCCCUUCUCCACCACUCCCCCCCAACAAAUCCGCCUCCGCAACCGCGAGAAGAACAAAUCGCGCGGCGUGUCCGCCAUCCGGCGCACCGGGCCACGCGUGCCCCUGUCCAUGUCGAAAUACGCAAGGAAUUCCCGACGCGCGACGACCACGGGCUGUGGGGGUUCUUCAACGAGAAGCGAACGGCGAUGACGGCGCCGGAGGACCUGGAUGCGCACGGGCGCGCGUGGACGGUCGACGAGCUCGCCAAGAAGAACUGGAACGAUCUGUGGACCCUCUGGUGGAGGUGUGUGCGCGAGCGCAAUUAUCUGGCCACCGAGGCGAAUGAGAGGCACAGGGUUGCGGCUGGGUAUGGCGAGGCGGAGAGUAAGGAGAGGGUUGCUGUGGUCAUGAAAACAAUGCGGAGAAUCAGAAAUGUCCUCCGCGACCGACAAUACGCCUACGAUGAAGCGCAGAACAUAGUGGACACGGCGGAGUUCUGGAGGGAGGAGAUUGAAGCAAACAAGCUGGAGACGAGGGAGGAUGAUUUUAGUUCGUUGGAAGGAGAAGACAGCGAGGAUCUGCUGGAACAAUUGAAGGAGCAGAGGCCGAUGGCGUAG